Molecule: messenger RNA, 4842 nt
Organism: Aureococcus anophagefferens
Lineage: Eukaryota; Pelagophyceae; Pelagomonadales; Pelagomonadaceae
Exons: 3
Coding region: 1-4842 (1613 amino acids)
Source: RefSeq, a predicted model, not a curated record
AUGGUGCAAUCGCUGACUCGCGUGGCGCUGGCGCUGCUCUGGCUGCGCUCCGAGGCCGUGCCGACGCCGCGCCCGACGCUAACGGCGCCGCCGUCGGCGUACCCGACGGCGACGGUCCCGCCGACGGCGUACUACGUGUCCCGCUCGACGCUCGUCGCGCGCUACUCCUUCGACGACGGCACGGCCGCCGAGGACGGCGACAGCAGCCUCGACGGGACCAUCAACGGCGCGACGGCGACGACGGGCCGCGACGGGAGCGGCGCGCUGUCCUUCGACGGCACGGACGACUACGUCGAGUUCCCUUCCGCCGUGACCGCGGACAUCCGCGGGAGCAACUCGCGGACCAUCUGCCUGUGGGCGGUCAUCGACGAGUGGGACGAGGGCGCGCUGUUUUCGCACGGUUCCGGGGCGGAUGGUAUGGAGUUCGGGAUCAUGGCGAAGACGUCGGGAAGCAUCCAGGUCCAGCUCCACGGGGGGAGCUACGACAUGGCCGUGGCGCUCUCCGGGUCCGACGACGGCGACUGGCACCACUACUGCCUCGCCUACGACGGAUCGUGGACGCUCUACUUCGACGGGGCGUCCGCGUACACGUAUAGCGUCGCGCUCGACACGGGCUCGGACUAUGCUCUCACGCUCGGAGACCGGACGGAUCGAAACGGGAACCACUUGUUCUCCGGCUCCAUCGACGAGGUCUACGUCUACUCGAGCGCGCUCAACACAGGCUCGAUCGAGGUCCUCUACAACGCCGUCACGCCGCAGCCGACGGUGACGCCGCGGCCAACGCACGUGUCCCUCUCGACGCUGGUCGCGCGCUACUCCUUCGACGACGGCACGGCCGCCGAGGACGGCGACAGCAGCCUCGACGGCACCAUCGCUUUUUAUUACGGCGCGACGGCGACGACGGGCCGCGACGGGAGCGGCGCGCUGUCCUUCGACGGCACGGACGACUACGUCGAGUUUCCCUCGGCCGUGACCGCGGACAUCCAAGGGAGCAACGCGCGGACCAUCUGCUUGUGGGCGGUCAUCGAUUCCUUCAGCAGCGACGGGGGGCUCUUCGACUACGGGACCUCCUCCGACCUGCAGAACUUCGCGCUUCGAGUGGCCGGCACGGACGGCACCCUCAAAGUCCAGCUCUGGGGCGCCGACACGGACGUCGCGCUGUCGGGGUCCGACGACGGCGGCUGGCAUCACUACUGCCUGACCUAUGACGGAUCCGAUUGGGCCUUGUACUUCGACGGUUCGCAGGCGGCGACGGGGACCGACGCGGUCAACACGGGCUCGGACCGCGCGCUCCGCCUCGGGCAGUUCUGGAAUGACUACUUCUUCGAUGGCUCCAUCGACGAGGUCUACGUCUACUCGAGCGCGCUCGACGCGGCCUCGAUCCAGGUCCUCUACGACGCCGUCACGCCGCAGCCGACGGUGACGCCGCUGCCGACGCACGUGUCGCACUCGACGCUGGUCGCGCACUACCGCUUCGACAAGGUUUUGGCCACCGAGGACGGCGACAGCAGCCUCGACGGGAGGAUCCACGGCGCCGCGGCGACAACGGGUCUGUUUGGGAGCUACGCGCUGUCCUUCGACGGGACGGACGACUACGUCGAGUUUCCCUCGGCCGUGACCGCGGACAUCCAAGGGAGCAACGCGCGGACCAUCUGCUUGUGGGCGGUCAUCGAUUCCUUCAGCAGCGACGGGGGGCUCUUCGACUACGGGACCUCCUCCGACCUGCAGAACUUCGCGCUUCGAGUGGCCGGCACGGACGGCAGCCUCAAAGUCCAGCUCUGGGGCGCCGACACGGACGUCGCGCUGUCGGGGUCCGACGACGGCGGCUGGCAUCACUACUGCCUGACCUACGACGGGUCGACAUGGUACCUGUACUUCGACGGGAACGAGGCAGGGUCUGGCACGAGCGCGGUCAACACGGGCUCGGACCGCGCGCUCCGCCUCGGGCAGUGGAACCUCGGAGACGACAAUGAAGGCUACCUCGACGGCUCCAUCGACGAGGUCUACGUCUACUCGAGCGCGCUCGACGCGGCCUCGAUCCAGGUCCUCUACGACGCCGUCACGGCCGCGCCGACGGUGACGCCGCUGCCGACGCACGUGUCGCACUCGACGCUGGUCGCGCGCUACCGCUUCGACAAGGUUUUGGCCACCGAGGAUGGCGACAGCAGCCUCGACGGGACGAUCAACGGCGCCGCGGCGACAACGGGUCUGUUUGGGAGCGGCGCGCUGUCCUUCGACGGGACGGACGACUACGUCGAGUUUCCUUCGGCCGUGACCGCGGACAUCCAAGGGAGCAACGCGCGGACCAUCUGCUUGUGGGCGGUCAUCGAUUCCUUCAGCAGCGACGGGGGGCUCUUCGACUACGGGAGCUACUCAGAUUAUGAGAACUUCGCGCUCCGGGUGCACGGCACGAGCGCGAGUCUCAAAGUCCAGUUAUUUGCCGCCGACACGGACGUCGCGCUGUCGGGGUCCGACGACGGCGGUUGGCACCACUACUGCCUGACCUACGACGGAUCAGACUGGGUCCUCUACUUCGACGGGUCGCAGGCGGCGACGGCGACCGUGGCGGUGAACACGGGCUCGGACACCGCGCUCCGCCUCGGGCGAUGGGCAGGUGGGGACUACCUCGACGGCUCCAUCGACGAGGUCUACGUCUACUCGAGCGCGCUCGACGCGGCCUCGAUCCAGGUCCUCUACGAUGCCGGGUCGACGCCCGCGCCGACGGCGACGCCGCGGCCGACGCACGUGUCGCACUCGACGCUGGUCGCGCGCUACUCCUUCGAUGACGGGACGGCCGCCGAGGACGGCGACAGCAGUCUCGACGGGACGAUCAACGGCGCGACGGCGACGACGGGCCGCGACGGGAGCGGCGCGCUGUCCUUCGACGGGACGGACGACUACGUCGAGUUUCCUUCGGCCGUGACGGCGGACAUCCAAGGGAGUAGUUCGCGGACCGUGUGCUUGUGGGCCUUGAUCGACGACUUCAGUGGCGAAGCGGGUCUCUUCGACUACGGGGCUUACUCCGACCUCGCGAACUUCGCGCUUCGAGUGGCCGGCACGGACGGCACCCUCAAAGUCCAGCUCUGGGGCGCCGACACGGACGUCGCGCUGUCGGGGUCCGACGACGGCGGCUGGCAUCACUACUGCCUGACCUACGACGGGUCGGCAUGGUACCUGUACUUCGACGGGAACGAGGCAGGGUCUGGCACGAGCGCGGUCAACACGGGCUCGGACCGCGCGCUCCGCCUCGGGCAGUGGAACCUCGGAGACGACAAUGACGGCUACCUCGACGGCUCCAUCGACGAGGUCUACGUCUACUCGAGCGCGCUCGACGCGGCCUCGAUCCAGGUCCUCUACGACGCCGUCAGCACCGCGCCGACGGUGACGCCGCUGCCGACGUCGAACUUCUUCCAGGCCACGCUGGUCGCGCACUACUCCUUCGACGACGGCACAGCCGCCGACGACAGCGACAGCAGCCUCGACGGGACGAUCAACGGCGCGACGGCGACGGCAGGUCUGUUUGGAAGCGUCGCGAUGGCCUUCGACGGCGUGGACGACUACGUCGAGUUCCCCUCGGCCGUGACCGCGGACAUCCAAGGGAGCAACGCGCGGACCAUCUGCUUGUGGGCGGUCAUCGAUUCCUUCAGCAGCGACGGGGGGCUCUUCGACUACGGGACCUCCUCCGACCUGCAGAACUUCGCGCUUCGAGUGGCCGGCACGGACGGCAGCCUCAAAGUACAGCUCUGGGCCGCCGACACGGACGUCGCGCUGUCGGGGUCCGACGACGGCGACUGGCAUCACUACUGCGUGACCUACGACGGGUCGGCAUGGUACCUGUACUUCGACGGGAACGAGGCAGGGUCUGGCACGAGCGCGGUCAACACGGGCUCGGACCGCGCGCUCAAACUCGGAAUGUGGGACCUUAGCUCCUACCUCGACGGCGCCAUCGACGAGGUCUACGUCUACUCGAGCGCGCUCGACGCGGCCUCGAUCCAGGUCCUCUACGAUGCCGGGUCGACGCCCGCACCGACGCAGACGACGGUGCCGACGCCGAACUUCUUCCAGGCCACGCUGGUCGCGCACUACUCCUUUGACGCUCGCGUACGAUGCGCGGACGACCACGUCGGCGACGGCAGCCUCGACUGCACGAGAAGCGGCACGAAGGCGGUGAAGGGCCGCGACGGCAGCGGCGCGCUGUCCUUCGACGGGACGGACGACUACGUCGAGUUCCCUUCUGCCGUGACGGCGGACAUCCAAGGGAGCAACGCGCGAACCGUGUGUCUGUGGGCGGUCAUCAAUUCCUUCAGCAGCGACGGUAGCGAAUACGACCUCGGCGCGGGCCUCUUCGACUACGGGGAUUACUCCGACCUGGAGAACUUUGCGCUUCGAGUACACGGCACGGACGGCAGCCUCAGAGUCCAGCUCUGGGGCGCCGACACGGACGUCGCGCUGUCGGGGUCCGACGACGGCGACUGGCAUCACUACUGCCUGACCUACGACGGAUCGGACUGGGCCCUCUACUUCGACGGGACGCAGGCGGCGACGGGGACCGAAGCGUUGGACACGGGCUCGGACAACGCGCUCCGCCUCGGGCAGUUCUGGAAUGACUACUUCUUCGAUGGCUCCAUCGACGAGGUCUACGUCUACGCGAGCGCGCUCGACGCGGCGUCCAUCCAGGUCCUCUACGACGCCGUCACGGCCGCGCCGACGGCGACGCCGACCGCGAUACCCUCAGCGACGCCGCGUCCAACCCGCGCCAUCACCGACGUCGACGCCGUCCAGCGCACCGUCGGGGCCCCCGAGGAAGUCGCGUGCUUCCCCUCGCCGGAGUCGUGGAGCUGA